AUGGCAGCCAGAACACCAAAAUAUCCACUGGGCUCUCCUCAAGAGCAUAUUGAAAUGUGUAAAACCCACGAUUUACCUAUUGAUGUUAUAUGUGAGGACUGUGAUGAAUUUAUUUGUGGUAAAUGUGCUAAAACAGAUCAUAAGGAGCAUGAAUGGAGCACUCUACCCACGGCAGCCACCCAAAGGAGGAGGGGUUUACUUAAGUUUCUGAAGAAGAUCAAGGAAAAGAAUCUGCAUGGGAUAAAUGAAAAAAUCGAGAAAGUGUCAAAUCAGAUCACAGAAAAUAAAGAACUGUGUGACACUCAGAUUAAAAAACUUCAGAGGCAUGUUGAUGAGAUAAUGGCCAGGUUGACAGAAAUCAGGGAAAAUAAUGAACGAAGAUUAACAGAGGAUUUGGAGGAAAAAAAUAAAAAGUUGAACAGUGUGAAAUCUGAGCUAAACAAAAGGAAGAAAGAAAUAGAAGAGAUGGUAAUGUUUAUGGAGGAUAACAACAGCACCAUGUCUGAUUAUGGCUUCCUUGACAAUCACAGGGAACUUAUGGCACGCCGAUUGGUUCAAAAUUAUUUUCUGCACAACGAUCACGAUUUUAUACACGAGCUAGAAGAAAAAUAUACACGAGCAUUGUGUGAAGAUCAGUGCUACAUGAGAGAAGCAAAGUCACUUUCCAUUGAACAAGUAAACAAAGAUGGCGAGAAAAAACAUACAUAUGAUAUUGCUGCUAAUUAUCUGUGUGUGACUGAUACUGGUGAUGUUUAUUUCACUGAUGGUGAAAGCUAUUCCAUCAACUGUUUGUCGUCAUCAGGAUCUGUCUCUACAGUCAUCAGUACAGAUUCACUGAUACCAGACGGAAUCUGUCAAUCAGUGGACGGUGGACUACUGGUCACCUUGACAGACUCAGAGAAUUUUGAUUUAGAGUCACACAGCAGACGUCUGUUGAGACACAUUAGAGUGACAGGCGAUGUCAUCCAUGAGUAUGAGUACCAGGAGGACGGUCAGACCAGAUUGUUUAUAUAUCCAUACAGAGCCACACAGAACAGUAACAGUGAUAUCUGUGUUGUGAACUAUACAUGUGAAAUCACAGGUGAACUAGUGAUUAUGUCUCCCUCUGGUCGUAUGAAGUCUGUCUACCGUGGACAAAACCUAACAGCAAACUUUAGACCAGGUGAUGUAGUGUAUGACUCCCUCUGUAACAUCCUUGUUACUGACUUAGACAAAAAGCAGAUCCAUUUGCUGAGUCCUGACGGGGAGUUCCUGAAGUUCUUACUCCAGGAGAAUGAAGUGAACCAUCCACUCACACUGUCUCUAUACAAGUCUACACUGUGGAUCCAGAUGAAGGGGAGUCCAUUUCAUGUCCAGGCCAGCAAGGUGCCUUCACUGGUCCAGCAGCAACCAAAUUCAAGAGAUGAUGUUUUCAGCUGUGGAGAAGUGGAUAAAACAGCUCAGCAGCUGGGACAGGACAGAUUACAGGAGCUUUACAUUUAA
Messenger RNA from Saccostrea cuccullata (small rock oyster), 1482 nucleotides. RefSeq lists its product as uncharacterized. Lineage: Eukaryota; Metazoa; Mollusca; Bivalvia; Ostreida; Ostreidae. The record is from RefSeq and is a predicted model, not a curated record. Gene Ontology annotation, molecular function: zinc ion binding; ubiquitin protein ligase activity. Bases 1 to 1482 code for a protein of 493 amino acids. The transcript has 5 exons.